AAGAACGUAACUCCGUAACCAUAUCCGGGUCACGAGGUGAAAGGUCAGCUACCCUCGAUCCACUUCCGCCAUCAUGGAGAAUUUGUUGUAGCUGUUGACUCCAGAGUUAGAGAAAUUCUCUACUUCCUUUGCCCUGUCGUAGAGGUUACAUGUAGACCAGUUCCAGACAAGUGUCCAAGAACAAGCAUUCCACCAUGGAUCCUCCAGUCUCCAAGCCACCCACCUGGCUGCUUCAGGCCAUCAAGGCAGUACAGAAGCAGGGCCUGGCCACUAAAGACAGGAUAGUCAACCACGUGUGCAGGCAUCAUGGUGUCCCGCGGGACACUGUGCAGCAACAGGUGGAGUCGGCUACCAACCAAGGCCAGAUCCUCAGGGUACGACAGGCAAAAGGCGCCUGCGUCUACAUCAACCCAACUGAUGCCACCUGGUCCAGAGCCAAAGUCCAGUUGAAACGUCUUAAGUCAAAGGAUUUCUCAGACAAGUCUUUAAGAUCGAGAGAUGUUGGUUCAGUAGGGGAAGAAAACAUUUCACUGAACAUGGAGGUCUGGGACUCCCCCACCAAAGAAGACCAUGUAACAGGUUCGUCCAACAGUCCUGAAGCAUACAUGGCACCAGCUUCAACUGAUAGUGAUGAAACAGAAACAAUGACUACUCGGGAAGUCAAGACUGAAAGUGGUCCAACUGAUGACUUUGUUAUCAGUUUAAUCCUGGAUGCUGUGGACAAGAUCAAGUUUGGAAGGAAAAAAGCGAGCCGAGAAGCUAUAGUUGACAGUGCUUGUAAGACGUCUGGUCUUCAGAAGGAUGUAAUACAAAAGGGGUUUGAAGUGGCAUUGGCAAGUGGAGUUAUAAGUUCCAAAAACUCUGGGGCAUCAUAUUACUGUAAUCCCUCAGACUUUCAAGCAAGCUCUCAGACAAACCCUCAGACAAAUCUCCUGUUCACAACUACACCAAGUACACAUGCAGAUUACUUCCUCCUCAUCUGCAAGGCAAUCUUAGACAUGGAUGAGGAAGGUGGGUCGUCUUUACUCGCCAUCAGUAGGUACCUAGUUCACGACCUACAAGUUGAAAACAACUUUAGCCUGAAGGCUAGGCUACAGCAAGCAGCAAAACGUGGCUUGUCACAGGGAAAAUUGCAGAAGGACGGCAUUUUGUACAAGCUUGGGCAUGCUGAAAAGAGCAACAUGAAGAAGUGCCAGCUUGAUGUUAGAAUGUCAGGCAAGCCUGAUAUGACUGUCAAACAGUUGAUCAGAGAAGUACUGAGAAAGAUGAAGGUAAACAAGCAAAAACCGUCUGAAGAGGGAAUCUGUAGACCCAUAUCGCGGGACUGUAGCAUUGCUGAGAAAGAUCUUUUGGAGUGCUUGGAUCUGUGUGUUGAUGAAGGCAGCAUUUUACAGAUCUACAAAGCAGAUGGAAGUGUGGUUUACAAGUUACCAGCGACUGAUGUCAUCAAACCAGUCAAGAGGAGAAACAUUCCUGAUGGAGAAAAAGAGGCAAAUUCAUCUGGUACAGACAAGAAGCUUAGAUGUUCUGACAGCCCUUCUCUAGAGGAAAUGUUGCACAAGGCCAUCAAGAGAAAGCACAUGUUAAGACAGCAGACCACUGCUGUGGGUAUCUUCAGCACUUUACUACGGAUGACCAAGAAGGUCUUCACACUGGGCCAGGUGAGAAGCCAACUGGCCCUCAGUGUAGAGAAGGGAAGCAUGACCAAAAUGGGAUAUGGUGGCAAGACAUUGUAUUUCUCAGUGACUGCUGCAGUGCAGAACCAAAGCAGUGUAGACAACAAGUCAGCUGAAGGUCCUUUGGAUGUUGAAACAAUGCUGCAUGAUGGGCCUUCAGUUGCUGCAGAUUCAAACCCAUUUCCAGUAGAUGAAGCAGUGCCUCAGCAGGGAAGUAAAAAGUACAGGAAAUGGCUGAUCCGUGCCAUACAUGACAUAAAGGCCAUGAGACAAAGAGUCACUGCAGAGCGCAUCUGCAAGAGAGUUUUGCGCCAGCACAAGGUUGACCCUACAGUAGUACAGCUACAGUUAGCAUUGUGUGUUCAGGACAGCAGGUCAACAAUCAACAGAAUAAUCAUGCCAGAUGGGGUAGCAAUAUACAGAGUAGGAAAAGGUACAGCAUCAAAGGGUACAACAUCAACGAAGCAGACAGCAAGAAAGAGUGUAAAACAAAAAGGCAGUUCAAGUUGUCAGAAGUCAAGUAACAAAGCUGACCCCAUCAUCGCAAACUACAUCCUUCACGCAAUUCUCAUCCUCAAGCGCCUCAACAUUGCACUCACGGCAGAGCACAUCUGCAGGCAAGUCUACCUGAACCAUGAUGUAGAUGCUAUAGUUGUGCCUGGACAGCUUCAGUUUUGUGUGAAAGAAGGCAUCGUUACACACACGAUAGGGGAAGAUGGUGCAUCUUAUUAUGAAGGCAGUACUACUGAAUCAACUUCUACAAAUGCUCUGAAAAGUGCAUCAUCCCCACAAAGUGCCACAACUCGUCCAGUGGGCAAGACACUUCCCAAGGGGAAAGGGAGCAAACUGUCAUCAGUCUCAAAGCCUCUGAAGCAGAAAGGAGGAGGAAAACCUGUUCUGACAUUAGAAGGGACAGGAAAACCUGAUGCCUUAGUCAAGAAGUGGAUAUUGGAGGCAAUACAGAAGUGUAGAGAACUCAGAGUUUGGACAUCUGAGGAUCAGAUCAUCAAAAGAGUACGACAGCGGCAUGGCAGCCACGUUGAUGCUGCCCUGAUAAGUGAUAAUCUAGCUCGAUGUCUGCGGGAAGGGUCUGUCGAGAAGAAGUUCCUACCGGAUGGAAGAGAGUCGUACCGACUGAACAAGGACGUCAGAAGCAAGACGCCAGUGUCCUCGGGACCAUCACCAGACCCGUUAGUGAAGGCAACCUUACUUGAGGCCAUUCAUACCAAUGAAAACACAGCUGCCACUCCCUACACUGAUGAGAUCUGCAAGAAGGUGGCCAACAUGCUCGGGCAGAGGGAGCAGCACAUCUAUGAACAGUUACGACUGUGUAUGAAGGAGGGAAGCAUUGCCGAGUGUGAGCAGAGCAACCCAGACCCCCUGGUGAAGGCGACCAUCUUGGACGUGAUCCGUUCGCAGGACCCGCGGAACCGACCGUACACAGAGGACAUCUGCGAGGAGGUGGCCCAGCUGCUUGGGAAGGAUGUGGAUGAGAUAGAGAUGGAGCUGCAGCUGUGCAUUAAGGAGGGCAGCAUUGCUGAGAUGGAGGAGGAGGAGUAUGAGGAGCCCCCGCGACCGAUAGUCCACGUGGAUCCCGACUCCAGCGUGAGCGAGCUGGUGGUGCAUGCGGCACAGCAGAUGGACGACAGACACUUCACGGUCAGGGACGUGGAGAGGUGGAUCGGGGAGAACUUCAGCUUGGAUGUGGCGGCAGGGGUGGACCUGGGGGCCAAGAUACAGGAGGCCUACACACAGUGCUACCGGGAGGGGACACUACCUGCAACAGCACUUAACAGUUCAACUGUACAGGGCAGUGUGGAUGUGGAUUCUCCCCGACCAGUAGCUUUUGUGGAUCCCAAAGCAACAGAGCCCUAUCCAGUUAUGCUGGUUUGUCACCAGAGUCUCCAGCAACAUGAAAACAGCACUGAUGAUGAUGCACAGGCUACCAUGGGCAGUGGAGAUGACCCUCAGCUGGAGGUGACCACCACAGAUGUCUCCCAGGCUGAUGUGGACAUGACAGACAACCAUGAGAUAAGUGCUGUCACCAUAAAGAAGGUCACACCAAGCUUUGCUGCAAAUGAUGACCUGCGUAGUACAGGCAGCACAGAUAACAUUAUGACAAAGGUGUCGAAAGUGAGUGAAGUCAUAUCAAGCACUGCCAUAUCCUCACCUGUCAUAGAUAUCACAGAUGAUGCCUCACCUGUCAUUGACCUCACAGAUGAUGUCAUGCCAAACCUUACUAGCUGCACAGUAACGUCUCAGACCAACAGUAGUCCUUUUGACAAGCAGUCUCUUGUAGGUGUCACAGUCUGUCCACAGCCAGUCACAAACAACAGUACUGACCCUCAGGCUAACAAGAACAGCACUCAUAACCCCAAAGUAACUAAAAGCAAUAAAGUAGGCCUAGGGUCUGGCAGGGAAGGCAGAAGUGAACAAGUUGCAGACAACGCAGUCGAUGAUGUUCCAAGUAAAGACGGUGAAAGUAACACAGAAAGCCAUGACAUGCAACUUAGCACAGAUGACCUGCUUCCAAGUCCAGACAGCACAGAUACCAGCCACCCAGGUAAAUGGGGCAGAGAUGACUCCCAAGCAGCUGCAAAUCUGAAUGGCCCCCAAAGGAGUAUCAACAAAAUGAUAGAAAAUCUAUGGCAAAGCAAGAGAAGUAUGAACACUGGCAAGGGCAGUGGUGAGGACAAUCCGUCAGACAAGGACAGCAAAGAUGUCCUCCAGACAAACACAGACAUCACUGAUGACUUCAAGUCUAAAGACUCUCAGUUUAGCUUGGACAACAAAGAUGUCAUGCAGUCAGACAUAGACGAAACUUCUGGCUUCAAGUCUGAAGACUCUCAGUUUGGCAAGGACGACAAAGGUGUCCUACAGAUAGACACAGACGAGACUUCUGGCUUUAAGUCUGAAGAUUCCCAGUUUAGCAAGGACAGCAAAGAUGUCCUCCAGUCAGACACAGACAAAACUGACGACUGUAAGACUGAAGACCCUCAGUGUAGCAAGGAUGACACAGUUGCCCUCCAGUCAGACACUGACGAAACUUCUGGCUUCAAGUCUGAAGACUCUCAGUUUGGCAAGGACGACAAAGAUGUUCUACAGAUAGACACAGGUGAGGCUUCUGGCUUCAUGUCUGAAGACCCUCAGUUUAGCAAGGACAGCAAAAAUGUCCACCAGUCAGACACAGAUGAGACUUCUGGCUUCAAGUCUGAAGACUCUCAGUUUAGCAAGGACAGCAAAAAUGUCCACCAGUCAGACACAGAUGAGACUUCUGGCUUCAUGUCUGAAUACCCUCAGUUUAGCAAGGACAGCAAAAAUGUCCACCAGUCAGACACAGACAUCACUGAUGACUUCAAGUCUGAAGACUCUCAGUUUGACAAGGACGACAAAGAUGUCCUACAGACAGACACAGACACAGAUGAAACGUCUGGCUUCAAGGCUAAAGACUCUCAGUUUAGCAAGGACAGCAAAGACGUCCUCCAGACAGAAUCAGACACAGAUGAGAGUUCUGGCUUCAAGUCUGAAGACCCACAGUUUAGAAAGUCAAAUUCAGACAUCACUGAUGACUUGAAGUCUGCUCCAGAUUGUUGUGAUGAUGGGAUGACCUCUGGCCCUCCAUUGCUGAGUCCGCAGAGACGUAUCCCUGCACAGGUGCCAUCUCCCAAACCCAGCCCUCCCCUACUCAUUCCACAGAGAGUCAUCACUACAGAACAGUCUCCAUCACCACCAGAGAUGGACCCAUCUGUCUGUCUGCCCAUUCUGUCAUCUGGCAUCAAGCAGGAGAGAUAACUUCAGUUUUGUUUCAACAGCUGAAAUGGAGAGAGUCGAGCAUCUGCCAUCAGUGGUUACCAGGAGGAGAAGAUGAUCAGUACCAGUGAAGAAUCUACACAAGUAUCUCAGACUAAAGAGAUAUUGGGUAUAUGUUAUGUUCAUGUGAAAACGAUCCUUGAUGGAAAAAAUUUUGAGCAGUGUUUGUUGAGCAUCUUUGUUUUGUUUUGUUUGGGCUGGGCUAAUCCAGGUUCUUUUUUUCCUGACUUAAAAAAAUGCAAAUUCCAUAAUUAUGAGAUUCUGAGCAUAUAUCAAUCCCAACAUGUUAAUGUUUUAUUACCAACAAUUGAAGUGUGUAGUUGUUCAAGUUGUUUAUGAAAUGUCUUUAACCAUGGCAUAAGCUCUUAUGUUAGAAUUGUGUUCCAUGGAUUUAUUCAUGCGGAAGCAUAUCGGGGUCCAUCAUAGAAUGUCUGUUUCUAUUUUUCACUCCUAGAAUUUUCUUUAAAAAAAACAUGGAGAAUCAAGAAAUUAGUGUGACCCAAGUUCAGAUUUGUGUUACUGUAGGUGUGGAAGUAUUACCUACAUGUAUCUGAACCAUAAUGAAACAGAUGAAACCCAUUGUCCCUGGAGGAAGAAGAAAAAGUGACCUCUGCCAUAUAAUGAAUGAACCAUCAGCUUUAUUCUUUAUCAAGCGAUGCAUAUGUAACAAUGUUGGGUUUAUAAUGUGUGAAACAGAGAGCUUGAGAGUGCUUGUAAAUAAUCCAAGUUCCAAAGGUGAUGAGAUGAUUUCACAGUAUACAUAUUAUAUAUAUAUACAAAAUGUGUAUUCAGACCAAUUGUUUAUACCAUACAAUAGUUUUGCAAUUGUAACAAAAUCUGCUGCUCCAUUGUUGCUCAGUCCCAGAACCAAUGUUAAAGCCACAGUGUUAGGUUAGAAUGUGUCACAGCCAUUACAUGAAAGGACCAUUUAAACCAGAAGGUUAUAGAAUUUAAAGACCAUCAGAGACUCGAGCGUGUUUCUCACAGGAAAACGUACCCCAUCAUUUUGGAUGGGGCUUGGGAACCUGCAAACAUUGGUAGAUUUCUAAAAUUGUGCAAUGCUUGAGAGGGUACUGUGCAUAUUAUAGCCGAAAUGUCAUGUAGAGCUUGCAGACUCAUUGGUAGUACUCAUUUAGUGCUGUGUUACAGGAUCUUCAUUGUCAUAUGUGACAAUGUCAUAUGUCACAGUGAAUUCAUUGCUAGUUUCUAUAAAAAGGCAGAAUUAAGAUUAUAAAUUUAUAUGCUUUGUAGUUCCUUACCUAGAUAUAACUGGAGAAAUAAUACUUAUGCUUUUCUAAGCCAAAUGUUGACACUGCGAGAGCUUCAAAUCAAACACAGUGGUCAGUAUUUGUCCAGUAAUGUGAUAUUAAAAUACAGCCUACAGUAUCUUAGUGGAAGGUCCAAAGCCAGUUAUUGAUAGCUAAGUUGUUAUAUUCACACGAAUUCGAACUUCAAUGUUUGAAAUAGGAAAUGCAAUUUUGUUGCUUUUUGUUUGUUUCCAGUGUGUUGUAGUUAGAAUGUAACACUACUGAACAUUGUAUGCCGUUUGGCACUUUAAUUUCACUCUUUGAUGUUAAUGGACAUUGUUAUACUAUCAGAUUAAGUUGGUAAAAUUGACCAAAAGAAACAUUUCUAAUUCACUGUGUUGGAUCCAUGUAUUGUAAGUUGUAAUCUCAUGAUAGUGAAGAUCAUGAAAACAACAAAAGCGAAUAUUACAUGUCCAUUGUUUAUUUUUGUUAUGGUACAUACACGUAUUGUAUACAUGUAUGACAAGUUGUAAUUUCAUGACAGGUGAAGAAUAUCAUGCAAAUAACU
This is a messenger RNA of Branchiostoma floridae (Florida lancelet), 7301 nucleotides long. RefSeq lists its product as uncharacterized. Gene Ontology annotation, biological process: chromosome condensation; negative regulation of DNA recombination; nucleosome assembly. Bases 195 to 5468 code for a protein of 1757 amino acids. The transcript has 4 exons. The record is from RefSeq and is a predicted model, not a curated record. Gene Ontology annotation, cellular component: nucleus; nucleosome. NCBI's taxonomy places the organism in Eukaryota, Metazoa, Chordata, Leptocardii, Amphioxiformes, Branchiostomatidae. Gene Ontology annotation, molecular function: nucleosomal DNA binding; double-stranded DNA binding.